AAAAAAAAAAUUAUUUGUGAUUGAUAGAUAAUCGAAAUGAUUUCGAUUAUUUUUAUGUUUUUAUUUUUUGGAUACACAUGUGGAAAUUUUUUAAACAAUACUCUUCAAUAUGCUGAGUGUCUUUCUCAUUGUUAUGACCAAUAUUGUCCAGAGAUUUGUAAUGGAACUACACAUCAAGGUCCAGCUAUGUUUGAAGCUGAGCUGCAUUGUCGAGACACUGAUCUCUUGUCACUUCAUCACAGUGAUGGAAUUUUUAUUAUUCAACAAAGUACCUCAAAUAUCACAUGGAGUAAGCCACGAGUUGUUCAAGGAAUCAUGUCAAUAUUUUCAGGCUUAAAACCUGGACAAUUUUAUAGAUAUCGAGUUAAACGAGUUGAAAAUAAUUCAGUAUCAAAACCAGAAUUAACUGGCUGGUUUCAAACAAUUAAAAAUGAUGAAAAACCUGAAGGUAUCAGGGAAAUUAACGUGCAAGAUAUUGUUCCAAUUUCAGAUGAUAUUCAUCACCUGCAAGCACAAGUUACUUUUGAACCUGGUCAAGAUUUGAGCUGUUAUUAUGAUGUUUUAAAUUGGUCUGAAAAACAGGGACUAUCAAUUGGUCACGUAAAUGCAACACAAUAUUUUAAAUUUCAAUUAAACAAGCUAGAUUAUUAUUGUAAUAAUACAAUAACAAUAUUAGCAACAAAUAAAGGCACCAAAGAAAAAAGCAACAAUGUAUCAAUGAUUAUUAAAACACCAAGUUGUUUAGAGUCUCAUAAAAGUUUGAUAAUUUGCGCACCAAAUAAAGUGUCUGGAUUGAGAGUAAAAAAAUUGCAACAAUUUGAUGAUAAUAUUAAGUUCCAAGUUUCUUGGGAUAAACCAAAAUUUCUACCAGAUAAUUAUACUGUUUUGAUUGAGCCAUUUGAUCAUUCGAAAAAACAAAUUACAAUAAAUUUAUCAGGGAAUUUGACUGAAUUUUUUUAUUAUCUGGAUGAGAUUGGACUCCCUCACGUGAUAAGUAUUGUCGCCGAGUCACAUGGUGGAAUUAGUCAGCCCAUAUCAAUCAUGAACACCAUAAAAUUUGAAAAAAGAAAACAAACAAUUAUCAAUGAUAUUUUAAUUAUUUUAUCUUCAUUUGGGAUGGUAAUACUUGCUGGUGUAAUUUACAUUUAUUACAAAAAUAAAAAAACAACUAUUAAAAAUCAGUACAAUUAUUGUUCAAAUAUAAAUGACAAAGUUAAUCUAGCAGAAAUAUAUGAAAAAUCGAAAAUAAUUGAGUCUGAUAUUAAAAUGGAAAUUGAUCCAUUGUUAUCAAAAGAUGAGUUUGAAAUUCAUCCAGUUCAAUUGAGAAUUGGUAAAAUUCUUGGAAGUGGAGUGUCUGGUAUUGUCAGGCUUGGAUCACUUGAAGUAAACAACAAUGACUGGAUUCAAGUUGCUGUUAAAAUGUUGCAAGAUGGACCAAGUGAGGAUGAUGUUAAAAAUUUUAAACAAGAAAUAUUGAUAAUGAAAUCAGCAGGUAUCCAUAGAAAUAUUGUGUCAAUGAUUGGCUGCUGCACCACUAGCAUCAAGCCAAUGUUAAUUGUCGAAUAUUGCAGUCAAGGAGAUUUACAAACAUAUCUCAGAAAUAUUUGGAAUAAUCUCCUGAAUGAUGCUAAUAAUCGAAAAAUUCAAAUUGAAAAUAUUAAAUUAUGUCAUGAAAAAAAUUCCGAUAUUAUUUCAUCAAUGUCUUUAGGAAGCGAACAGACAGUGGCUAUAUCUAAUCAGCUUUAUGACCUUCAACAAGGCAUGCUAAAUACCAAAGAAGAAAUUUCAGCAAGUGAUUUAUUAAGUUUUGCUCAUCAAGUUGCAAUUGGAAUGGAAUUUCUUUCUAUGAAUAGAAUUGUCCAUCGUGAUUUGGCAGCAAGAAAUGUAUUAGUUUGCUCAGAUAAAACUGUUAAAAUAUCGGAUUUCGGACUCAGCCGUGAUGUUUAUCAAGAAAAUAUUUACAGAAAACAGGGCAAUGGAAAAUUACCAAUUAAAUGGAUGGCUAUUGAAGCAUUAACACAUCAAAUAUAUACAACAAAAAGUGAUGUAUGGUCUUAUGGAAUUCUUCUCUGGGAAAUAGUGACAUUGGGAUGCAGUCCAUAUCCUGAUAUAUCAACAAGCAUUGUUCUUGAGCUGCUAAAAGAAGGCUACAGAAUGCCAAGACCUCAAAACUGUGGAAUAGAACUCUAUGAAAUAAUGAGAUCAUGCUGGAACACGAGGCCAAGAUGCAGACCAACAUUUACCAAGUUGAAACAAGAUAUGGAUAAACUGCUGGAGACUGUCAGCCAAAAUGAUUAUUUAAAUUUAUGCAAUCUACAGCAAGAGAGGGAUGAUUCAAUAACAGAUUCUGAAUGAUAAAAUUUUUAUAAGCACUCAAUUCAUAUGAAUCUCGGUUGUAAUUUGGCUACUCGAUGUUACGUACCAUCAUUUACAAUAUUGUCUACUCAAUUUUAAAAUAUUACUUUAGUUCUAAUGGUUGAAUAAUUAGGGAGAGAGAUUUUACACACUGUCAAUUUAACUGACAAGAAAAAAAAUAAUAGAGUUAGUUUAAUUGUAAAUUUACAAAAAGCUCUUUGUCAAUUAAAUGAACAGGAGUGUAACGAAACAAUUAUUAUGUACAAAGGUUUUUUUUUUUUUACGAA
This is a messenger RNA of Aphidius gifuensis, 2642 nucleotides long. Its product is annotated as tyrosine-protein kinase receptor torso-like. Gene Ontology annotation, molecular function: ATP binding; transmembrane receptor protein tyrosine kinase activity. Lineage: Eukaryota; Metazoa; Arthropoda; Insecta; Hymenoptera; Braconidae. The transcript is spliced from 17 exons. The coding region runs from base 37 to 2355 and encodes 772 amino acids. Gene Ontology annotation, biological process: protein phosphorylation; cell surface receptor protein tyrosine kinase signaling pathway; multicellular organism development. The record is from RefSeq and is a predicted model, not a curated record. Gene Ontology annotation, cellular component: signaling receptor complex.